Topomyia yanbarensis is the source of this 14362-nucleotide messenger RNA. RefSeq names its product gamma-aminobutyric acid type B receptor subunit 2 (gene GABA-B-R2). The transcript is spliced from 10 exons. Gene Ontology annotation, molecular function: G protein-coupled GABA receptor activity. Bases 1 to 3768 code for a protein of 1255 amino acids. Lineage: Eukaryota; Metazoa; Arthropoda; Insecta; Diptera; Culicidae. Gene Ontology annotation, cellular component: G protein-coupled receptor heterodimeric complex; membrane. The record is from RefSeq and is a predicted model, not a curated record. Gene Ontology annotation, biological process: G protein-coupled receptor signaling pathway; gamma-aminobutyric acid signaling pathway.
AUGAAAGCUAACGGUGGGAACACUAUGAGAACCACUAUCGUCAUGCAGGCAGUAGUACUGUAUCUAUUCCAAAACUGGGUCGACGGGUCUAGACCGGGGUCAGGCCACCGGUUGGAUGUUUACAUUGCCGGUUUCUUCCCGUAUGGCGAAGGAGUGGAGAACAGCGAGACAGGCCGUGGAGUAAUGCCAAGUGUGAAGCUUGCCUUGGAUCACGUAAACGAGCACUCGACCAUUCUGCGAAAUUACCGAUUGCACAUGUGGUGGAACGACACGGAGUGUAAUGCGGCCGUCGGGGUCAAGUCGUUUUUCGACAUGAUGCACUCUGGGCCGCACAAGCUUAUGCUGUUCGGUGCCGCCUGCACCCACGUAACCGACCCGAUAGCGAAAGCGAGCAAACAUUGGCACCUAACCCAGCUGUCAUACGCGGAUACGCAUCCUAUGUUUACCAAGGAUGCGUUUCCGAACUUUUUCCGCGUGGUGCCAUCGGAGAAUGCGUUUAAUGCACCACGAUUAGCGCUUUUGAAGGAAUUUAAUUGGACCAGAAUUGGAACAAUCUAUCAGAAUGAACCGAGAUACUCAUUACCUCACAAUCACAUGGUGGCCGAUCUUGAUGCCAUGGGACUUGACGUUGUAGAAACGCAAAGCUUCGUCUACGAUGUGGAAGAAUCUUUACGCAAGCUACGCGAGAAGGACGUUCGAAUCAUUCUGGGUAACUUCAACGAAUACUGGGCCAGAAAGGUGUUUUGCGAAGCGUACAAGUUGGACAUGUUCGGUCGAUCGUACCAAUGGUUGAUCAUGGGAACGUACACCAACGAGUGGUGGGCCGAAAAUGAUACCGACUGUAUGGUCGACCAAGUACGGUUGGCAUUGGAGUCGUCAAUGCUGGUGGAUCUACUACCACUUUCUACCAGUGGCGACAUCACGAUUUCCGGCAUUAACGCAGAUGAAUACCUAACCGAAUACAACAGCCGACGAGGAAGUGAGUAUUCACGGUUUCAUGGUUACACGUACGAUGGAAUCUGGGCUGUAGCGUGCGCAAUACAGUAUGUCUCACAGCGUAAAGAACACUCGCUGACUCAUUUUGAAUAUCGAGUAAAGGAAUGGGAGAAUAUCUUCAUCGAGGCGCUGAAAAAUACCAGCUUCGAGGGGGUUACGGGUCCCGUGCGCUUCUACAAUAAUGAAAGAAAGGCAAGCUUUCUGUUGAAACAAUUUCAAAACGGCGAGGAGGUUAAGAUUGGAGAGUACAGUUCGUUGACGAAUCGUUUAGAUCUAUCACUCGGUCAUCCGAUGAAAUGGGUUGGCCGAGCUCCCCCGAAGGAUCGAACACUCCGGAUCAUAGAGCACAGUCAGGUUAACAUAACGAUUUACGUAGUCCUUGCUAGUCUCUCGUGUGUAGGAAUCGUAAUGGCAACCGUAUUCUUGAUCGUCAAUAUUAAAUACCGGAAUCAACGAUAUAUCAAAAUGUCCAGUCCCCAUCUGAAUAAUCUAAUUAUCAUUGGAUGUAUUCUGACCUACAUGAGCGUAAUUUUUCUCGGAUUGGACAGUGGCUUGAGCAGCGUGGCUGCAUUCCCCUACAUCUGUACGGCCCGUGCCUGGCUACUCAUGGCCGGGUUCAGCUUGGCGUUCGGUGCAAUGUUCUCCAAAACGUGGCGUGUGCAUUCUAUUUUCACCGACUUGAAGCUCAACAAAAAGGUGAUCAAGGAUUAUCAACUGUUUAUCGUAGUCGGGGUGCUGCUGGCGAUAGACUUGGCAAUUAUGACCACCUGGCAAAUUGCGGACCCGUUCUAUCGGGAAACGAAACAUAUUGAACCUUCGGUGCAUCCAACAUUGGAAGACGUCAUCAUUGUUCAGGAGAACGAAUACUGCCAAUCCAACAGAAUGACAAUUUUCAUCGGUGUAAUCUAUGCGUACAAAGGAUUACUCCUAAUCUUUGGUGCUUUUCUGGCAUGGGAAACUCGACACGUGUCUAUCCCAGCACUGAACGACUCGAAACAUGUCGGAUUAUCCGUCUACAACUGUGUGAUCAUGUGCGUGAUGGGUGCCGCUAUCGCUUUAGUACUAUCGGACCGCAAGGAUGCUGUGUUCAUACUGAUUUCAAUAUUUAUCAUCUUUUGUACAACGGCCACACUUUGUUUGGUGUUUGUUCCCAAGUUAGUAGAACUAAAACGUAAUCCAAACGGGGUGGUUGACAAAAAGGUACGUGCAACGCUGCGACCAAUGUCCAAGAACCGUCGCGACUCAUCAGUUUGUGAACUGGAACAGCGAAUGCGAGAUGUUAAACAGACUAACUGUCGCUUCCGAAAAGUGCUAAUGGAAAAAGAAGCAGAGCUACAAACCCUCAUCAAACGUCUUGGGCCGGAUGCUCGUGCUUGGAUAGGAUUGGAAACCUGUUCUUCAGAACCGGACGUUAACAAGGAAUCUGUCAAGAUUCAAGUGAAAAAGGAUUAUGCCAGCGAGGGAACCGAAUUUACAUCAAUUGGAAGUCUAGUCUCGAGUAACGAUACAUUAGAUUCCGUUGGUCCAGAAAGAAAAAAGAAAACGACCGUUGUUUUACCUGGCGAGGAACUUCCAACCAAACCAGUAGCAUCUGUCGUUACGAAUACUGUAACUAGGAGCAGUAUGGUCAACACCACCACCAAUGUUCCAGUUGCAAAUGCAACGAUGCCAACCGCGUCAUCAUUGAUCAGCGCGAUCUCUACAGCGGCACAAACUGUAGUAACAACACAAACUGCAAUGGCCAAGCCAUUGCCACCUACAGCAAAUAGUAUUGGAAGCUCUACCAGCGUUCCCCAAGAUCCGAACAAACCAAUGUUCAAUGAUGUUCGCAGGGAGUCAGUAUCUUGUUCGAAGUGGUCACCUGGUCAGAUUAAGGAUCGAAACGAGGAUGAUCGUAGUUAUCAGAGCACAACAAAAAUGAACAAUCAGAUGAACGGUACCUCUGUUGCAUCAUUGAACCAUUCAAACAGCGAGCUUAAUCAGGUGUGUCACCAUAGCAAACCAAGCAGCAAGAGUAGAGAUAUAGGCAACGACACUGCCCGAAGAGUCAGCGUCCAGGCAACAUCUUCGUUGAAGGGUAACUUUGUCGUAUCUCAGAGUGAUCUCUGGGACACGCAUACGCUGUCACACGCCAAACAACGCCAAUCCCCAAGAGGACAAUCGCGCUGUCCCGAUCACAGUCAUCCACCGCCACAACAGCAACAACAAGCACAACAGCCUCCACAGUAUGAUCACGAACGUGAAAACAGCACGGCUUCAUCGCCCGGUCCUAUUCAGCGUAGCGUAUCGGAAAAGAACCGCACAAAACAUCGUCAUAAACAGAAGUCGACUGCAUGUCAGAGCGAAACCGAUAGCGAGCGGGAGCAGCGUGACUAUCAGAACUUCUCCCCGUCCGUUUGUUCAACUGGCAGCACUGCCGUUUCGACGUCAGUUGCAGGUGGUUGCGUAACACCUACGAAGAUGACCUCACGAAAACUGUCUAAAGCACAGCAUUCCCACCAUCACUCCACCCCGAACGUGGCUCCGGAGAAGAAGGCCGGAGUCGGGUCCGGUGGAAGCACUCACAUAAGACACCGCAAGAAAGAUUCCAGCUCAAAGCCAAAUCUGUAUGGCGCUUGCUCCGAAUCGGAGCUGCUUGAUGGCGAUACGGCUAUUUUGCCGAUCUUUAGGAAACUGCUUAACGAAAAGGACUCAAAAUAUAGGACUAGAAAUAUGGUAGGCGCUAGCUGCCCUAAUAUAUCGAUUAAAUGUGAUAUUGUUGAGUAUCUGUAAAGAAUGGUUUUUUGGUCUGUUACAUUUAGUUUUAGUAAGUACAAUCAGUAUUUGGGACAUAGUCAAUCUAGAAGCUUGAUAUGCCAUUGAAGCAAGAUGAGACGCUGAAGUCAAGAAGAUUAUUUUUAGAAUACAUUAUUUGGCAACUACAGUUCUUGUGGACAGUUUAGUCACUACCCAAGAAACAAUUGAAGUUUUAUACCAUGAUAAAAGUACAAGCUAAGUUUUAUGAGUGGCUAUGAAAUUCCCAUAAAACCUCAAUUAUUACUAGGGUAUACAUCUUUCUAACAGAUUCUCACAUUUAUCCAUUGUAAGAAAUUACUCUCAAACUUUUUCAACCAUGAUUAUUUAGAGUCGUUUCGAGCUUCAGCACUAAUAUUUCAUCGAAGAACAUCGAAUACCAAUCAAGCCUAUCCGAAAUAUGAUUCGAAAGCGGUUGUAAUAUUUGAGCCGUAGAUAUUACAACCGCUUUCGACUCAACCGGGUUCGAAAACCAACUAGAUGUCGUGUACUCUCCCACACUGGAGUUCUAUGCAAGUCAUUUCACACAGACUAAUUGGAUGUUUGUUUUCCUCCAGCUGUCAUAUAUGAAACUGUCAGCCAAUUUAAACGUUUGAAAUAGAUCGCCUAAAGUAUUUAUAAUGGUGUUGAAAUGCUCCAUGUCGCUGUAUAGCUUAUUCCGGAGACGUACAAUACCGGUUGAUCAGGUUCCAGCACGAAAAUAAUCCGACCGAAAAGCUAUUUUCAAUUUGUUUCCCUCCAUCUAUGACAGGUGGAGGAAAACAAAUUGUUGAACACACUAAUACAGUUACAGAUUGUCAAGUAGUCUCUAGGAGUGACGCACGGCUAUUGUGCUCGUUGCCAUAACCAUUCUCAUUCUAAAAUGCGCCCGUCGUUCAAGAUAACUUUGUGAUCAAAAUUGAGGUCCUCUCCAAUUGUCCCAUAUCAGUUGGUACUUCUUUGAAUGAUGUCCCAAGUCACGGGACAAAAUUCGCCAAGUUGAAGUUUGUAAAUGGCCGAGGAAAGCACUGAAAUGAAUGUAGAUUAUAAUGAAAUGCCUGUGUUAUGUUUGUAUGGAAAGUUUUUACUGAAAGAUUAUAGUCAAUUUAAUUAAUUAUUGAUCUUGGUUACAUGCUCAAAUUCAAGCAAUGCUUUUUCCUAUUAUAUGUUACCCAAUAAAUUGUGAUAUGUUUAUAUAUAACUCUAAUAUCCUCCAUUAAACAGAUUACUCUUAUACACCCAAUGUUGCACGGCGUUUUUUGUAUAAUAAAAAUGUGUGCCAUUCGGUACAACGGCCAACUGAUCAUGUUUAACAAAUUUUUAGGAUUCAGCGAUGGCUAGAGUGAACUGAUUGUUGAGGUUCGGGCAGCUUGAAAUCCCAAAACAGCUUGCAUGUUUUGCAUAUUCAGUCAGCCAGGAGGGAAUGACAAUCUUUGAUAUCGGUCGCAAAGCUAGCAUCCGCGAACCCAACAAUAGUGUGAUCUAUUUCAUUCUUUGCAUAAACCAAACCAAAAUCCAACCUUUCAAGUUCCUCCUGCAAGUACAUCCUUGUCUUGUUCUCAAUGUUGCUUCGAUAGAUUACAUUGAAACUGUCUGAAGGACAUUGCUGAAUUAAAAUCAGAACGCAAUGACACUACCAGCUACUAAAGACGCCGAUGAGUUCCCGAUAUGGCUUAUCUAAAUGCUGCCUUUUCACUGAUUUCUCGGGCUUUAGAGUGGCUCUGAGACAAGCAACGCGUAGCAUACUGAGCGUUUCGUUCCACCAAUUAGCUGGACGUCGUCUAUUACGUGGUUCCAGUUUUCCCAGCAUCGUGGUGUCACAAACCCUCACCAUCCUUCUUGUUACAUCAGCCCCACAUUCUCGGUCCCACCGUUCAGCCGAAGUUCCUCUACAAUGAGGUCUUUGUUGAAGGUUUUCGUCUUCCACAAUCGCUCGUCGGUCAGCCUACUCCGUGUUGCAGCAGGGUUCCGUUGACGCAUACGGUAGCGAAUCGCAUGCUCGUCGCUAUGUGUAUACUACUCGCAUACUCUCCAAUCCACGUUCGCCAUCAAUGAAGGACUAAAGAAUUCCAGCGGAUCUCGGAAGGCGGAACGUGAUGCACUACUUCGCACUCAUUCACUUUGCUGAAACUGCUUCCGACAGGGUUGUCGAGUAAAGGAUUGUCAGUACAAAUUCUCGUGCAGCAAUUCCAUGGGCUAGUAUCAUGCUUAUCAGUUAUGCUUCAAGCGCAAGAAGGAUAGCAACGGCAAGGGGACAGUCGUUGUAAUAGAUGGAAAUACCACUACUGCGAAGGAACCUCAAACUUUUUCCUCCACCAAAUGAGCUAACUUUACCGCUACCGACGUGUUAGCAUUCAGUGCAGCUCAGCAGUUCUCAUCACAGGUCCUGUUGUCUACCGCGGUAAUCGUUGUCGAAGAUGAUGACGGCAGACACGUUGCAGCUGGUGCUCUUCUGGACCGGGAUUGGAGAGUAAUUUUAUUACGGAGCGAUUGAGUCAACGAUUAAAUGUUGAACGGCAAAAGGUAGACAUUUCGUCUACCGAUACUACGGCAAAACAGCGGAUUUUAACAACGAUUCGGCCAUGAAUUUCCGAUUUUUCAUCAGAAUGAGCUUUCUCGCAUAGGCGAUGGUGACUGUGAAUCUACCGACAGUUACGAUCAACGCAACAAGACGGCAAUUCCAAAUAGCGUUCAAAUGGCCGAUCCGUUAUUCUGUGUUUCCAAGAGUAUGGACAUGAUAUUCUGCAUUGGAGUUUUUUCAACUUUUUUGUGACUGGUCAGAAAAUUCAAUUUGACGAGCAAAUGCCAGUGUUGAACAAGUCGAUAUUUGGAUGGGUGGUGUGCAGUGGUCUGUCAGCUUCAAAUCAAGCGCUACAGAUCAACAACAAUGUAUCCAUGUCAGAUAACUUGGGCACUCUAUUGACAUAAUUCAGAAGAAAUGGAAUCAGCAGUAAACUAUUAUCCAGAGGAAGUGCGUUGUGUGGCAUUAUUCGCUCAAACGGUCCAACGUGGAACAACUGGACCGCAUACUAUUUCUAUGCCAAAGGACGAAGUAGUUCUUCAACGGAUGGGCGGUUCAAGAGACAUCGCAUUCCGAUGGCUCCUAGAAAUGGACCGCAGGUUAGCAAAGAAAGUUGACCUGAGGAAACAGUACGUUUCGUUUAUGGACUAGUAUUGCCGUUUGGGACACAUGCGAUAUAAACAAGCGAUGCUAGGGUUACUGUGCCCUAAUUUAUCUUAGUACCUCUAUUCAUCUCAUCCAUUUAAACACAUUAGUUAGAGCAGUGAGCAUUAGCUCAAAUUGUAGGAUGAAUAAGGGUGCGGUGUACUUGACUUUUUACUUCGCUCAAACGCGGGCAUUUUACAUUUUCCAAGCCAGAUUUAUUCUGGUACUGCUUCGUAGGAAUGAAGCAAAGCUGUUGAAAUCUAUACAAGCGAAAUUCGAUCACUGUAAGCCUAGUUUUCAGCGAAAUAAUGUGACAUCCUGACUAAUGAGAUGGAUAAGGGCGCUUCUAGUUACCCUAUCCACCAUAUCAUCCGGUGAAGAAGGAGGCAAACGCGACCACAAAGGUUCGAAUGGUCUUUGAGGCAUCUUGCAAAACUUCAUCGAGCGUCUCCUUGGACGGUGCGGUGCAGAAUGCAUUCUCUGGCGUCCCUAACCCACGAAUAAAGUAGCAACGCAUGAACUUAAUACGGUAACCUACGGUACCAAACUUGCACCGUUCCUGGUAACACGCACGCUAAAGCAACUGACGUUAGAUGAAGAAGUUUAGUUUCUGUUGGCAGCGCAGGCAGCUAUCAAGAAUUCGUACAUGGACGACGUGUUACUAGGAUCGGAUGACGUUCAAGAAGCGAUCAAGUUAUGAAUCCAAUCAGAUGAGAUGAUGUUCAGUAGCGGAUUUCGUCUCAAGAAAUGAGCUUCGAACGCAGAACCAGUUUUAGAUGGAAUUACUGAAGAAUACUUAGCAAUCUCUGAUGCUGAUGGGAUCAUCUUGGAUCCAGAUCGUAUUGUUUCGAUAGUAGCCACACAGUUUGACACUUUAAGACUCAGUUGCUACCAUCACAACCAAAUUAACCAAAGUGUGUGUACACUGCUUCUCGGAUGCUUCUAAGAAGGCAUACUGUCUUUCCACACUACUUUUACAGUAAACAGCAAGUUAUGGCGGGUAGCUAGCCUAUAACAAAUAUUCAAUAGCCUACCGAUCGUCAGCAUCUAGUUUAACCCGCCUAGUCGCCUUCAAAAUCAAAAUCGAGAGUUGUUCCUUUGAAAUGUCAAACGAUACUUAGACUUGAGCUUUGUGGAGCGCUCCUGGCUUCUCAAUUAUAUGAGAAGGCACUGCAGUCUAUCAAAAUCAAUUCGCCCCACUUGUGUGAUGCGGUGAAACAAAGCGGUACUACAUAGAGCACGUUCAUUGCCGCCAGGGUUGCGAAAAUACAAAAUCUAACAAAACAUGAUGAAUGGCGUCAAGUUCGCCGAAUACAUAAUCCUGCUGAUUUGAUCUCUAGAAGCUCUGGAUCAGCGUCCCCAAUGAUGGUGUUUCGAGUAACGAGGAGGAAGAAGAGAAAAGACAUCGUACGGUGGCUGCGGCUUCAUCGGUAAAAUUUCAAAUAUACGGAAAUGAUACGUCGGACAGCAAAUUGGUUACGGCUAAUGCAGUUACUACGCACGCCGAAAAAAGACCGCUGGUCAGGCUCGAGCUACGGGCAGCGGAAUGUAUUUCAAUUCGCCUUGUGCCACUUUCUCCAAAGAGUGGAAGGCACUAGCAAGAGGCGAGCCGGUACCAGGCCAAUCACCAAUGUAGUGAUACAAUACAAGCAUCGCCGAAUAUUGUCUCAUACGGUUGGGUAGAAGAUUUGGGCACCCAAAAUGAAGGCAGUGCGCAUAGAGCUGGUUUCGCAACUCUUUACGGUUUGUCGCGAGAAAAGGCAGGCGCAUCGAACUUCAUUCCGACAAUGGUACCAGUUUCGUCGAAGCCCGAAACAAACUACUGGUGUUCUUAUAGUUACAAAAUGACAAGCAACACCGGGACAGGUGUUCCGCGUGUCUUGGUCUUGUGCGGACCAAGACAUGCGGUGGUAUUUUAGCCCUCCAAGCCUCGCAUUCCAGAACAGCACUUUGUUCGGCCAAACAUCAUAUUUUGCGUUCCUCGGAAACAAUCCAGUCAAACAAUCUAGUGGCAUAUAUAAAUGUGAUUUGUGUUAAUGGUACAUCACGACUAUUUUAUGGUCAUUUAGAUACCCAAAAAUCCAUUAGGGUUACCAACCGUCCUUAUUUUAAAGGACAUGUCCUUAUUUUCGAGGUUUUUGGAAAGCGUCCUUAUUUUACUUCAAAUUUCCUUAAUUUUAGUCUUAAACCUUGGCAUAUACAGGGUGGUUCAACAUGAAGUUUUUUAACAGGGCAUUUUCCAGUAGUUAAUUGGUAGUAACUGCAAACUGUCGUGCUAUUGUAGUUUAGUAUUGUUUGCCAUUUCAUAAUGGAACGACUUACACUGGCUCACCAUCUUCAAAUUGUUCAACUAUAUUUCGAAAAUCAGCGAUCUAUGGGAAAUGUGUUUAGUACACUCCGUCCAUAAUAUGGUCGACAUAAUCGGCCAACUGACUCAACUAUUCACCAUACAACCAAAAAGUAAGCGUUGUAGUUCUCGUUAUUGGAUGAUUAGCGAACAAAUCGACCACAUCCAGUACGCAGUGAAGAAAACAUAGCGGCGGUGACAUCCCCAAGCAUGGGAAACCAACAUUAACAACUCGAAUCCGUCAUUAAAAUUUGGAUCAGUCGAAUGGACUACCUGAAGCUCCAACAUGGUCAACAUUUAAAAGAAAUUGUUUUCAAACAAUAAAUGGCAAAAAAUGUUCUUUUGAUUGAUAAAUAAACAAUUCGCAAUUUACUGCAUUUUUCAAUUUUUUUACUAGAUUAAAAAAAACGUCAUGACGAAUCACCCUGUAUUAAAUUAUUCAGAUCAACUUUAUUCCAAAAGAAUCAUUUUUUUCCAGCGAUUUUUUUGGUAAUGCAUACUCUCUGCGACUCAUGGCAACCAAAAUUUGUUUUACUCAGAAGUAACCAAAAUUUGUUGGAUUGCUCAAUAUGGCCAAAGUUCGGUAUUGACAAUAUACUAUUCUCAUUUUUCUCGAUUGAGAUACAACGUCCCAGUUCAACCGCUGGAAAAUUAGCCAGAAUUUCGACUGUUUUUUUUCAGAAUUCUGGAUCAAGUGACAUAACUGGCAAAACAUUUGGCAGGGAUGUCCUUAAUUUGCUCUCAGUCUAUUUGGUAACCCUACCUAACAACUGAUCAUUAACCAAGUAUCUGCGGGCCGUUCACUUCUGAUUGCCCAGCAACGGCAGUUUUCCAUUGUUAAUCCGUUGGGUAUGUGCAGAAAGAGCGUUUAGUUUCUCUUCAGAGUGCAUUGUUUACAUCCGAUCAGUUGUGCAGUUGUUAGUUUGAAUCCAGCCGACAUGGAAGAAAAUCAGCAAACCGUUCACGAAAGGAUUUUGUUCACACACACACACAUGACAAAUUCUGGGUUAUUGCAUCGCCCCUUGGGAAAGCCAACACAAUAAUACAAUAUACACCAUUCAACUGUUUCACAGUUGCACCAAAAGUUCCAAAAACAAAUGACAGUAGACCAUAAGCCAGGAGCUGGACGUAAACCGGGAAUAACGCGUGAAAAAAAUCGAGAGAGCUUUUUGGCCAUUUCAUGCGGAGUCCGAAUAUUUCGACUCGGGAUCAAGGAACGAUCUGGACUAACAACGAACAAGAUGCAGAAUUUUCCAAGUCGAAACGAACGUCAGCAUUGUUGCCAAAACGCAUGCCUGGAAACUCUACAAGACGUUGUUCACAAAAUACCGGUGCUGUGUCAAAGCAGGGUUUUAAAAUAUUCCUAUAGGCUUUCCCUUCAAGCCGUUUGGCAGUUUCUUCAUCUGAGCAGUGAAAAACAAUCUCGCUCGAGCUGUGGGAGGCGAGGGGAGAAGUGGGGUAUUAGGUGAAAAGGAGAUUCAUGAUCUGUGAAUUUUGCACAUCGGUGCACAACUUCAAUUGAAUUUCCCGAGCACAGACGGAAAGUUCGUCUGAGAUCCACCCACCGAGCUUUCCCGACCGAGCAUGAUUAGACAUGGGUCGCUGUCUUAUAUUCAAGGGGGCACCAGCUCUUUGAAAUUGUAUGCUCCCGGGCAGAGAACUGAUAGGAUAUGAACGACGUGAUGGAAUCCGAAAGCUUAACCCGAGGUAUAUUUGUACCAAUCAUUCGAAUACUAUGUUUUGCCCCGAGGAGGCUUGUUAGACGAGAAUUCUAGAGCUUUUUUUCAUUACAUCAUAUCUAACAGAAACGUCAAACGGAGAAAAUCGCGCGCAAAAAUUUCCUUGCAACUUUUAAAUUUAUUAACCAACUAAAGCACCCAGAAGGCUAUUAAUUCUACUAUCACCUAAAUACAGGAUCGUAUAAGCAUAUUACAUGUUUUUCGCAAAGAUAAUAGGGAGAUAAUUGAUAACUAUUAUUUUAUUACAUUUUGCCGAUCACUUUUGCUAUUAUGCUCUUUUACAUAUGUGGUCUAGGCAACACCGUUUGUAGAUGGCACAUUUUACUGUGCCGUUUUGAGAGACGGGCUUGUAGUUGAGAUAUAUUUCAUGUGCUGUAUUGCAACCGAGAGUGUAGAUAUGAGGUUUGACAUUGGAAAAAGAUGCUAACUACAGUCGACUUGGAAAAACAUCACAAUCAACAAAAUAUUAGCAAACCUUUGGUAUACUAUACGUAACAUUUUGACUUAAGAUUAAAUUAACAUGUAAAGAGUUAUUAUUUUUCUCAAUUAUUUGUGGAAGAUAAAGAGUCAAUGCUUAGUUUUUAUUUGGCAUAAUAAACUUAGUUUACAUUUGUUAGAUAUGACGUUUUGAAUAAACGGUAUAGAAUUAUGUAUCGUGUAGCUGAGUGGUGCAACCAUAAGUUCAGCGGCAUCGUACUCUUGACCGCAACCAUGCACGCGAAUCCUAUGGAUUUAUAUUAAUUCAUAUUAGCCAGUUCCAGAAACCUUCAAACUUAUUCUAGAAAACCUUGUAGAGGGUAUACAUUGGAAGAACUACCAAUGGUCAGUGGAUAUGGAUAAUGUUCCGCUAGUAUAUGAAUUCUGAUUUUGACGAAAUCAUAGCAAGGUCGAAAUAUGGCUAUACUGCCGUUCUACGCAUAAUUGUCCCAUGUUGCUUUUUGGUCAUUUUCACUUUUUUUAAUCAAACAGUCCUUUUUGAUGUAUAUUUUCAGAAACCACAUCCAAAUCAUAAAGUUUGUUCGAAGACUUCGUGAAAAAAUACCAAGUUUGUUUGUCCCAUUGUUGAUAUUCUACGCAUAAUUGUCCCACUAACAAAAAUCCCAAAAAAGUGCGCAAUAAAAAAAUAAUUACGUAGCGUUUAGUUAAGAAGUACAUUACGCUAGAUGUCGGGCACUGAAAAAAUUGAUGGAAAAAUACAGGAUCAUUAAAAAAGAGAUGGCAGUGGCAAUAUUAAUCACAGCAGUGAGAACAAUCCUGUAAAGCUCUUCAUUACUAUCGUCGCUUGCAUAACAUGGCGAACGCAUCUAGGAUAAUGAGCCUAUUUUCGCAAUGUUUCUAUUAUCACGCUACCCAUUUGAAGCCGUUGGUUAGUUCAGCGCUUGCUAUCUUUGUUCAUCAAAUUGGAUCAAAUGGUAGGGCGACAAUUGGAGCACUCGAUUGGAACUUUAGUUGCGAUCAAACACUAGCAUUUCAUCGUUUUCAGGCCAUUUGUGUUAUUAGAUUGGUUCUUAAGAACGAAGCAAAAUUGUGAAUGCCAAAUUAAUGCACUCCAUCGAGUGUAGGCAGAGUAAUUAAUGAAUAUAAUAUAUCUUGUGAGGUACCCUUCUAAAUACAGUAAAAAUAGGUACUUUACCCUAUAUCCAAUUUUGAUGAAGCAACAAACUUCCGAGUAACAGAAAAACUCACGACAUACAGUUUUGUAAAAAAAUGAGUUAUGAGCAUCAUUUACAUAGAUCGUUAUGGGACUGAUAUGCGUAGAACUUUCUAGUUUACGCUCGUUUUCUCGGCAUAACAGUCCCACCUAACAUUUUUUCUUAAAAACUAACGUUAAUUGAUCUCUAUAAUAAAAAACUGGACUGAUUAUAUUGAAAACGAUUGCCAUGAACGUAAUUUUAGACAAUAAAGCUUUAUUUGUUGCACCGUUUCUCUCCAGAUUGCUAAUACAAUUUUCAUCUUCAAUCGCGUUUUGCUCAGUUGCCAGUUUUGUAACAUGGGACAAUUGGCCGUAGAACGGCAGUAUAACACCUAUGCAAUUUUAUAUGUUAUAUUCCUCAAUAAUGAGACACGGUUAAACACUAUUUGCGCAGAAGGUCAUAAUACCUGUAAAUUGAUACAGCCAAGAUUAACGUUUCGACUUACUAUUCAUGACAUGUUAACUUUCCAUUGUCUUUGGUUCGGUACAUAUUCAUGACAUGUUAACUUUCCAUUGUCUUUGGUUCGGUAGAGUUAUAUGAAAAUUCUAUGAGCAUAAAGUGAUUAUUUAUUUUCAAGUCAUCCAAAUUAACUAAAUUGUCCAUUACAGUAAAAUUCUGGCCAAGGGAUUACGUUUGACCAUACCGCUCAAUUAAACUGUCUCAUGUCAAUGGCAAUCAGCUUCAUACCCAAUUAUAGGUAUAUACUUUACGAAUCUUCUCCUAGCACAAAUUUUUGGCAAUCCACUCAAGCAAUAAACUGAAUGUGGGACUAGUUUACUAUCAAUGGAAUUCUAAAAAUCUACCACAUUUUGUGUUUGCACUUCAACAACCAGAACAAUUCUAGUGUAUAGUUUAGAAAGAAAAGGUAACAUAAUAUAGUGUAAUAGAAUUUGAAACCGUCUUCCUACCGAUCAAAGCAUGAAACAUUUUAAGCACAGCAUAACAAAACCUGAACAUAAAUGCACAACGCUCAUGUCAUAAUAGUACACAAUCUUGUUCGAUAAGCACGUUUUGAAAAAACUCGGUUACUUUCUGUUGAAGAAAGCUCAACAAUAAUGCUGAAACAGCGACUUAGCCGGUGCGCGCAUAACAAUGCAUGUAUUUCAACGCAAGUUGAACAUUUUAUAUUCGAUGGUAAGAACCGGAAAACUGUAAAUAUAUGCACAUUUUUUUAUUAAAACAAAAACAGUCGCAAUUAAAAUGGUUAGAUCUUGUUCAUCGAAGUAGACGAUACAAAAAUGAAACAACCAGGCAAAACAUUGACAAUUUCAAUUUUUUCUAACGGGAUAGACGAUAGAUUAAACAAACUAGUUAUCCGCGAGAUAAGAAGAUUCUCAACCACGGAUAGUAAGAAGCAGCAUGCCACUAUUAUAGUUAUAUGUACGUCAAUAGCUAUUAGCUAUACCAUCGUAUUCAUCGAUCAAACGCAGGUAAAUUAGGAGAAGUGCGAACUGAUGUUGAUCAAGGAGCCACAAAAUUAUACCUGUGUGACAAAAACGCUCGUCGUGCAAACAAGCCAACAUAAUAAAAGGAAUGCUGAAAGCCAUGUUGAAGGUUAGUAGUAUGAUUCAUUAUCUAGCCAAAUUGGUAGGGUUUGAAGAAUAUUGAUUUGAUUAUUUAGUUUUGGAAUAAAACGCAUGGAAAUUUU